GUUUUACAUCAUUACGGUUGGUGUCGAAAUAGUCUCCCAUCAACGAGAAAAUAUAUAAAUAUCAGCUGAAUAGAAUCAGUGUUAUGCUUAUUUUUGACAAUUUUGAAGGAUAAAAUGAAUAAAUCAAUUGAUCUUUUAUCGUUACGAUUGGCUGAUAUUGAACAACGUUUAUAUGGUUUUAAUACGGCAAAUUUUUCGGCGACCGGUGAAAUAUCGGGUGAACAUCAAAAUGUACAACAGCAACAGCCAAAUCUUAUCGAAAUGCUUGCUGAAAUUGAAUCCAAAUUAAAAUCCCUAACAAUUGGUAAAGAUAGAUUUAAUCAAUGUUAUAAUGAAUUGCAACGAUUACAAAAAUGGCUACGGGAAGAUGAUCAAAUGGAUUUAUUAAUUCGUACAUUUGGUAGUCAUUCAUCGGUUAUAAAAUUUGAACAAGUUCUUGCAUUUGAAGAUGAAAUUCGUUCGGAUUUUGAUCGUAUCGAACAAAUUAAUCGAUUAAAACCAUCAUUAGAUCAAAAAAAUUUUAUACGAAUCGCUGAAUUGGAACCAAAAUUAAUUCGAUUAAAACUACAGCUAUUCGAAGCAAAACAACAAUCAAAACAAUUAGAUUUGGAAACAAAAGAAUUAAUCGAACGAUUUAAUCAAUGGUACGGAAAUUUGAUUGAAAAUUUUCAACAAAUUCAUAAAGAUCUUGAUGAAUUAGAACACAAAAAGGAUUUGAAUAAAUAUGAUUUAUAAAUAAUGAAUAAUUAAAAAAAUUUUUACAAAA
Molecule: messenger RNA, 766 nt
Organism: Dermatophagoides pteronyssinus (European house dust mite)
Lineage: Eukaryota; Metazoa; Arthropoda; Arachnida; Sarcoptiformes; Pyroglyphidae
Biological process (GO): cytoskeleton-dependent cytokinesis
Cellular component (GO): dynactin complex
Source: RefSeq, a predicted model, not a curated record